UCACUGGUUUUAUUUACAGGAACUUGCUAAAUUAUUGAACAAUUGGAUUCAGACCGGCAAGGAUUUAUAGUGUCUCUUCUUAACAUGAGUUUUUAUUGUUAGUUAUUGGUUUAAAUCCAAAGCCCCAUAGUAGAAAUACAAGAUGCAUUCCCUUCAACGAGUAGCAAUGUCCGUUUCCAAAACAUCCAGAUUAAAAGUGAACACAGUUCCUAAAGUUUCUUCAACAAUUCUAAAUCCUCUUUCAAAUUCAGCUACAUCUCUUUUCAGUUCUUGGUCCACAAAGUCGCCUACCAACUCUAAAAACGACGAUGAUGAUUGGAAUGAUGCCUGGGAAUCAGCUUGGCUUCCAGAGGACCUCACGGGCAAGAAUCGGGCUCCUUGGGAAACGGAUGUCAAUUUCCCGUCCAUGACAUCAACAACUGUGAUGCCAUCAGAUGUUGACCCAGAUACCAAGGCAUUUGUUGAGGACAUGAAUGAAAACUGGAAUGAGAGGCGAAGAGCGCCAAAGAACGAGGAGGAAAAGGAGACGAAACAGAAUGUCAAUGGUGAUUCGCUUUAUAGCUUGGAGACUAUGAAGAAGGAUUAUAGAUUGAAGAAGCAAAGGAUCCAUGCUGGGUUGUGGGUGAAGGAGAUUGAGAAGCAAGAGGAGGCUAAGUUGGGGGAUUCAGGUGGCGGUGUUGAUGAUGAUAUUGAGAGAUUGCUCGAUAGCUGCUCUGAGUAUGUUCUUGCUUUCUGUUUGUUGCUAUAUAUAUAUGCUGUUUCACUAUAGCAAUUGGGGAGUUUCUUGUUUUUCUUUUGUUUUA
Molecule: messenger RNA, 803 nt
Organism: Carica papaya (papaya)
Lineage: Eukaryota; Viridiplantae; Streptophyta; Magnoliopsida; Brassicales; Caricaceae
Source: RefSeq, a predicted model, not a curated record